UCCGGAGCAUCCCGUCCCGGCGCUCCGUCGUUUGCUCUGAACGCCUGGGAGCAACGAGGCUACUACGGUCUGGGCAUGAGAAGGGGCUGGACCAGAAGAAGAGAAUAAUAGGCAAUGGAAAAGAACCGGUGGCUACACAACUGUAGCUUUGACUCUACCUGAGGAGAAACCACAUACUUUCUACGUUAGAUAGGAAAAAAACAACUAAACGGAAACAGAUGGGAAACACCAGUGAGACAGCAGCCGAAGUUUAGCGGACUAUUCGGCCACCGAAAAGGCACCCCUCUACCGAACACAGACGGGACGGGGGGACAGUGAUCCAGUUGGUGAUAUUACCGACCAGAGAAGGAGGGACAGUGAUCUGUUGGAGGUGAUCGACCAGAUACGGGACGGGUGGACAGUGGUCUUGUGGAGGUGAUAUUACCGACCAGAGACGGGACGGAGGGACCGUGGUGGUGGUGAUAUUGCCGACCAGAGACGGGACGGAUUUAGGACCCCAACAGGUAAAUGUGUCCAUUGGAAGCCCGACAAUAUGGAACUGAGCCGAAGAGAAGCCCCUCUUUAUGGUCAGGUGGAAGCCUACAUCUCCUUCAGAGACCCCAUCGUCGACUCUGAAGAGACAGACUUCUACGUGGUGCUGGAAGGUUCCACGCUGACCCACGUGACGGGGGCGAGGAGCAGCGAGGGGCGUCUGGGGUUCACCGUUCCUGGUCACAACGUGGUGGAGGUGGUCUCGGUGUCCCCCUUCUCCUACCUGGAGGACGGGUGGGCGCGGCCGUGCGGGGGUACGGCAUCCCUGGAGUACGUCAGCGACGUGGCUCAGGAGGUGGCCGACUACCUUGACGCCAACCGGUCUCGACUGGACCCCCAGAGCCACCUGGAGCUCCAGCGGUUGGCCUCCGGGGGGACAAGUGGCCGGGACCCCCGCGGCGAGGACCCCGCCUCUGGACCCAACGAUGGCGCAGGCCUGGUGGGACCGGGCCCAGUGGGGGACGGGGCUGGGCUCAGGGAACUAGACCAGAGGGUCACAGAGGCCAUGGCCAACAUGGAGGUCCUGCAGCCGUGGAGGAGCCGCCCUGGUGAAGGCCCGCCGAAUGGGGACCCAUCGGCUCACUCAGAAGCGUCACAGCAGCAGCCCAGAGAGACCCUCCUCCACCUGGCGGCGCGCCAGGACCUGCUCCACCUCUGCCGCUUCCUGCUGCACCAGCCCCACAGCCACCGGGCGCUGACCCUGCCCAAUCAGGAGGGAGAGACGCCUCUCCACCUGGCCCAGAGGAGCCGGGAGCACACUCUGUUCAAGGCGCUCACCACCCCGCCGUUCCCAGUGGGUGGCCGUGUUGUGGGGGGGCACUGCCUGUGGUCAGACAGCUCCGGGGUCCUGAGGUUCCACCCUGGGACCGACCAGCUGGUCCUCUCGGCACCCCGCGCCCCUGGACCCUGCCCUCAUGACAUCAUCACCGCCCUCAGAGGCAAACUCAAAGAACCCGGCGUCGUCCGAGCGAUCGCAUCACUCAGAGACCCUGAUGUGACCCGCGGCAAAAAGCGGAUGGACCAGAGUGAUGGAGACCUUUGCACGGAGUCAGUCGUGGAGCAGCAGCCCCCGGGCGAGAGGGUGUUCACCGAACCGCUCGUUCUCUGCCUGGACGAUGAGCAGGACACAGAAGACCACUCCCUGCUACCAGUCGCCAAAGAGGAUCCUGUACAGUCCAAUAGAGCCCAGGAUCUGUCUGCUCUCUGCGUCCAUCCUGUACCCCUGGACGGGACUAACGUCCUGGCUACAGAAAACACCCAUCCGAGUUUGACCGAGCAGCAUGCCAGACAGCACAUCGGAGGGGUGACCACCGACAGCUCAGGGGCCGACUUCAGCGCGCAGGACCAGGAGCACCCGAAGGUGGCCCCGUGCUCGACAGACACCCCCUCACCCACACACCAGCCCCUUCAGGCCGAGGACCGUUCGCAUACCUCCGCACCACCACCGCCACCGCUCGCUCGCCCUCUUGCCCCCUCUGUACUCCCUCUCUCCGGGGAACUCUUUCCAGGCGGAUCAGACCGUCCCACGCCGGAGAAUCUGCCGAACCGGAAGGAGAGUCCGACUCUGGAGGUUGAGGAUCUCAGUCCCAGUCUGGUGGCCCUGGAGCUGGACAGUGAGGAGGACGGCACCGCCGGGCCCCAGCCGCCCUUCUCGGACCUGGGGUCGGCCGUCCAGAACGGGCCGGGCGACACUGACGCCAUGGACACCUUCGACCCCUCCCCCGAACUCACCUGCACGCGCACCAAGUCGGCCUCCUCCGUGUGUGAGGCCACGCCCGCACAGGAGUCGUGUGACCAGGGGGUCCGCCUGCGCUCCUACUCCUACUCCUCCUCUAAGCUCAGCCAGAGGCCCCCUGGGGUGUCCCGGGACAGCCCCCCUCCCAUCUCCAGCCCUGAUGGUGUGUUCCACAACUUCAGCUACAGCCGAUCUCUCCUCCAAGCCCUCUCUCUGUCUAAAUCUCUGUCUCUGCUUCACCCCGGUAAGCAGAGAGCCACCAGCCAAUCAGAGCUGACCCAUGAAAAAAGGGAGGUCAGGUUACGUAGACGGGCCCAGUCGGCCGACGAUGAAGGCGUCACGGGGCUGUCAGAGUCCCUUCAACAUCUCACUUUAUCUGAGUUUCUUAAAGAAAUCGAAGAGGAAGAGUUUGAUAAGUACAACAUCCCGUCCAAGUCGGACUCGGACAAGUACAAAGUGAUCCGGACCUUCAGCUUCCUGAAGAACCGGAUGACCAGCACACGCAACAAGAGCAAGGGGAAGGCCAAGGACAGAGAGGCCAAGGAGAGACAGCUAAAUGGACACCAGUUUGCCACUGGUUCCUGCCUGGGACCCACCGUGUGUCUGAUCUGUGAAAAGCCUGCCUCUGGACGGGACCUUCUGCAUUGCUCCAGGUGCAUGUCCAUGGUCCACAAAGGCUGUAAGGACUCUGUCCCUCCAUGUCUGAAGAAGCCUCAGGAUAAGUAUGCCGUUUCCAUGGUGAAGAACAGAACAGCCUCUCUUCCACAAAAUUUUACCCUGAGGGACGGCCCCCCUCUGUGCGUUCACCCCAACACCAUGUCCUUACCGGUCAGCAGCCCCAAGGAGAGGAGGGAGGGAGCCCUGCUCUUCAACCCGCACUCUGGGAGCUUCUCCAACGCAAGCGACAGGCAGAGUGAAAGUUCCGAGCCAGAGACCGACAGCUGGAGGAUUUUCAGCCAAUCGGAUGAGCUCCCUCAAACCGCAGCCUCUUCCACUUCCACAGACUCCUCCAUCGGAGAAGACUGCGUGGACUCGUUGGUGGGCAACGACCUCACGGCCGGCGCGGUGGAGUUUGAGGCAGAGUCGUGGAGCCUCAACGUGGAGCACAAGUUCUGCAAGAAGCAGGACAAGCAGGAGGUCAAGAGACAGGACGUCAUCUAUGAGCUGAUGCAGACGGAGGUCCACCACCUGCAGACGCUGCACAUCAUGGCGGAGGUGUUCCGGCGCGGCGUGCGGGAGGAGGUCCAGCUGGACGCCGAGGCCCAGGACCGGCUGUUCCCCGUCCUGGACCAGCUGCUCGCCCUGCACCACGCCUUCUUCUGCUCCAUGAGGGAGCGAUGCCACAGCUCCGCCGCCGCCGCCCCCGAGCAAGACAGCUACCUCAUCAAGCAGAUAGGGGACCUCCUUCUGCACCAGUUCACAGAGGAGAAUGCAGAGAGGAUGAAGCAGGUCUAUGGGGAGUUCUGCAGCCACCACAACGACGCCGUCAGCUUCUUCAAGGAGCUGCAGCAGAACAACAAGAGAUUCCAGACCUUUGUUAAGCAACAAAGCAACAACUCUCUGGUGAGGCGGAGGGAGAUCCCAGAAUGCAUCUUGCUGGUGACCCAAAGGAUCACUAAGUACCCCGUGCUGCUGGAGAGGAUUCUGAAAUACACGCAAGAGGCCACCCAGGAACACGCAGACCUGCUGAAGGCCCUGGCUCAGAUCCGCGAGGUCAUUGCCGCCGUGGACCUCCGCGUCAGCGAGUACGAGCGGGUUCAGAGGCUACAGGAAGUGUGGACCCGCACGGAGAGCCGUAGCUCGGCCAAGCUGAAGAACGGCCACAUCUUCCGCAAGCAGGACAUGAUGCGCCCGGGCCAGGUCCUCAAGCACCAGGGGCUGCUGCUGUGGAAGACCGCCACCGGGCGUCUCAAAGAUGUGAUGGCGCUUCUCCUCGCAGACACGCUCAUCUUCCUGCAGGAGAAGGACCAGAAAUAUGUGUUUGCUGCUGUGGACCAGAAGCCCUCGGUGAUCUCGCUGCAGAAGCUGAUCGUGCGGGAGGUGGCCAACGAGGAGCGGGGCAUGUUCCUGAUCAGCGCCUCGGCCGCCGGCCCCGAGAUGUACGAGGUCCACGCCGCCUCCAAGGACGAACGCAACGCCUGGAUGAGGCUGAUCCGCGAGGCCGUGGAGAGCUGUCCAGAGGAAGAGGACGACUACACCAGCGAAUCAGAGGACGACAAGCGAGCGGCCGAGGCCCGCAUUCAAAAGAUCCACAAACUGCAAGAGAGCCUGAUGAGCCGAGACCAGCAGAUCGUCUCCAGCCUGGAGGAGAAGCUGGGGAUCUACGCAGAGACCAUCGCGCUCCACUGGAAGAUGGACGUGUCCCAGCUGGAGUCCCGCAUACGGGUGCAGCCCCACGCCGAGGAGGUCCCACAGGCCGCCGUGUGGCUGGCUGCCGCGCUGCAGGAGACUGAGAACCUGAAGACCAUGCUGCAGCCCCUGGCCGUCUCCCCCUGCAGCCCGGACACCGUGAGCGACUCUGUGUUCCCGCCCAGCCCCCCGCUCCUCUCCCCUCUCUCCCCCCUGCAUGACGCCGGCUCCCUGUUUGAGGAGGAGGAGGAGGAGGAGGGGGAGGGGGAGGGGGAGGCAGAGUGGAGCGAUUCUGUCACGCUCAACAGUUUGACUCACCUGCAGAAUGGAAGGGGGCCGGGGGACUGCGCCAGCAUCAAGGUUGCCCAGAGUGUUCAAAGCCUGACACAGUUGCUUUACAGUCUGCAGGCCGUGGUGAGCAUCCAGGACAGCUGCCACGAGGUCCAGAAGCUCCUCCUCUCCUCCACUUCCUCCUCCGUCCGCGGCCAGAGGCCCCCGUCCCACGCCUCCUCCUCCACCUCCUCCACCUCCCCCACCUCCUCCUCCUCCUCCUCCUCCUCCUCCGUGCGGGGCCCCUCCCUGCAGGAGCAGGAGAAGCAGCGCAACCUGGAGAAGCGGCGGGAGGAGGCGGCGGCGGCGCUGCGGCAGCAGGGCCGCCUGCGUCUGGACCGACAGCGCUGGGAGAGGGAGUGCCAGGCCCGGGACGGCCAGCAGGGGGCGCUGGAGGCCCGGCUGGAGGAGCGCGAGCGGCGCUGCGGCCUGCAGACGGAGAGCCUGCGGCGCGAGAGGCAGGAGCUGGAGGGCCAGCUGGAGGAGUACCAGCAGAGCCUGGAGCGGCUGCGGGACGGCCAGCGCAGCGUGGAGAGGGAGCGCCGCCGCCUGGACACCCAGCAGAGGGCGCUGCGGAGCUGGAGGCACGGCCGGCAGAGGAGCCUGCCCAGCAUGGGGCCCGCCCUCGUCAUCCCUCUGGGGGACAAGCAGCCAAUGGAUACCGGUUCACCCGGGGACUACAAAUAUGACGGCUCGGUGUUCGUGAACGAGGCUGCGUUCGCCGUCAGCGCGCCCUCCAACAACCAUCACAGGAGGGACGACCCCAGCGCCCACAACUGCCUCAACGCCCUGCUGCUCCGGUCCAACCAGAGGCCCAAGGCCGGCCCCCGGCCCCAGGCCCGGGCCACCGACACAGGCUUCUUCUACCACCCCGCCGGGCCUGAGGGGGAGGGGGCCCCGUCCCCGGCAGGCGAAUACGGCAGCCGAGGUGAAUAUGGACGUACGUCAGCGCUGAUGUCACCUGGGUCCGGGGGGCAGUAUCCCGGCAGCCCCCUCUCCCCCACUGACCCUCGGCUGGACCUCGCCACGAUUGUCUCCAUGGAGACGGAGACCGGCGGGGAGGAAAGCCGGGAAGAGAAAAUUGUUUACCUCUGAAGCGGGGAGCGGUAAAGGUGACCUCCGCUGCAGUACCGGACUCGACCAGCGGGGGGAGCACAAUGGAGGUGCCGCCGUGGUCCGCGUGCUCCGUUCAAAAGACGUUAAAAAAAAAACACGCUCUUAACUCUGUUCUCGAGGGGGUUGUUUUAAUGGAAGAUGGGAUGGCUGCAUAGGAUUUGGUAGCCCGGGACUUCAGUUCACUGGUUGGUUUUGGGCUAUGACGUCAACAACCCAAUGUGUCAA
Gadus chalcogrammus (walleye pollock) is the source of this 6286-nucleotide messenger RNA. Its product is annotated as rho guanine nucleotide exchange factor 28-like. NCBI's taxonomy places the organism in Eukaryota, Metazoa, Chordata, Actinopteri, Gadiformes, Gadidae. Gene Ontology annotation, biological process: regulation of Rho protein signal transduction. The coding region runs from base 533 to 6040 and encodes 1835 amino acids. The transcript has 36 exons. Gene Ontology annotation, molecular function: guanyl-nucleotide exchange factor activity. The record is from RefSeq and is a predicted model, not a curated record.